AUGCCUGUGACAUACAUUCUUUUUGGGCAGCUUACGGCAACGUUUACUGAGUUCUUCAAGCAAAGCUCUCAAGAGACUGAGGCCGAGUUUCUCCGAGGGGUGAACGAGACAGUAAAGAACAUCACAUUUGUCUUUUUAGUCAAGUUUGUUCUCACCUAUGCAUCAAAUCUUGGCCUACGCUUGACGAGUCUGCGGAUCUCAGCAAACGUCAGAACAGUGUAUCUGCGCUCGCUCUUUAGCCUGCCAAUAUCGACGUUGGAUAUGUUGCCAACAGGCCAAACUGCGUCUAUCAUUACCACAGUGGCAAACAAUUUACAGCUUGGCAUCUCGGAGAGAAUGGGCAACAUUUUUUCGGGAAUCUCCAUGAUUAUCGGAUCCUUGGCCGUUGCAUUCAUGUACGACUGGUACUUGACGCUUGUGACGAGCCUUGGGUUCAUUUGCAUUGCCACAGUUUAUACUCUGGUAACGCCUCGGAUCGCUAGUAUUGUGGCCGCGGUCCUGGAACAAGACAUUAAAGCAAGCAAUGUUGCUUCCGAGUGGUUGACACCUAAUGCAGCACGUGUGCUUGCGGCCCUUGGCGCCAGCUAUAAGAUCGAAGGCUUGUAUGCAAAAAUUGUGGAUGAGGGUCAUCGUAGGGGCAAGACGAUGGGCUCUUUGGUUGCUUUGCAGAAUGGUUUGAUACACUUUUUUGUAUACGCAACAUUCGCACUUGCGUUUUGGGCAGCCUUCGAGAUGUACAUGCUUCUGGAGAUCACCAGUCCGGAACCUCUUAUUGUUGUACUCCUCUCCAACAUCCAGAUGGCGACGUCCCUGAGCCAGUUAUCAACACCCAUAGCCGCUGCAUUUCAAGCAGCAGACGCCAUUGCCAUCUUCCACACCAUCAUCAAGUUUCCCAAGCCCGUUCUCGGCACGUCAAAAGAUGUAUCUCCAUGCGGCGAUAUCACUUUGGAAAAUGUCAACUUCACCUAUCCAGCACGAGCAGACGUCAAAGUGCUUGAUAACUUGACGCUGACGUUUCCCGCUGGGAAGCGCAGUGCCCUGGUCGGGCCCUCAGGCCAUGGAAAGAGUACUCUUGUCGGGAUUAUCCAGAGAUGGUAUGAAUUCGACGGGGAUCCUAUACUCAAUCCCUUUGUUCUUCACUUCAGAAACGGGCUCGUGGCCAUCUCAGGGAGAAAACUCAACGAGAUCGACCCGAAAUGGUGGCGCAACCAGAUCGGGCUCGUACAGCAAGACAGCGCACUCUUUGACACUUCCAUUUACAAGAAUGUCGAGUACGGACUCAUGGGAACUCCUUGGGAGCACGCCAGUAGUGACGUGAAGACCCGAAUGAUUGAACAAGCAUGCAGAGAUGCCUUUGCGGAUGAUUUCAUCUCACGUUUUCCAGAGUCCGGAUCGAAGCUUUCUGGUGGCCAGCGCCAGCGCCUAGCAAUUGCCCGUGCAAUUGUCAAACAGCCAAGUAUUCUGAUCCUCGACGAAGCAACCUCUGCCAUUGACGUUCGAAGCGAGCAGAUCGUACAGGCAGCUCUCGAUCGUGCUAGUCGCGGUCGUACCACUAUCGUUAUUGCUCAUCGCCUGAGCUCCAUACAAAAGGCCGACCACAUCGUAGUCCUGCGAAAGGGGCAGGUGGUGCAGCAGGGAACGCACACAAGUCUUCUGGCUGAAACUGACGGGGUCUAUUCUCGAUUGGUCCUCGCCCAAAAUCUUGAUACAGCUGAGGAAGAAGCUGAUGCUGAGGGAGUGCGCCCGGCGUCGACAACCUUGACAGACACGGAAUGCGUGUCAGAAGAUGAAGCGCAUGUUAUGCAACACAGAGAAAUAUGCAAGCCUUCCGCGGGUAAAGUCGAUGCUGAGGAUGAAAAGGACAUAGUGGAAGGGCGCGUGAAGGUCCUCGGUGAGCCAGUAUCUUUUGGGGUAUGGCGGAGGCUAUGGUCGGUAUUGUACGAACAGUCCUUCCGCUGGAAAGCGUACGCAGUGAUGCUCUUUGGCGCCCUCGCUGCCGGUGCAGCCACGCCGCUGCAGGCCUACCUGUUUGCAGAGCUCGUGUCUCUCUUCUCGUUCUGGGAUGCAUAUCUCUCAGUGAUCGUCAACUUCUGGGUCCUCAUGAUGACCGCUCUGGCCGUUGGUGUCGGAUUUGGCCACGUUGCUCUGGGUUGGUCUACCACCAAGCUGGGUUUCGCCAUUACAAGGGCGUACCGGAAAGAGUACUUUGCCAAUAUGUUGAAGAAACCGGCAUCAUUCUUUGAUAAUGAUAAGAACAACUCGGUUGGGGCCUUGACGAGUCGGCUGUCGACAGACCCUACACAGUUGCAAGAGCUGGUGGGGAUCCACAUGGCCUCCGUCAUCACAUCUUCGAUCAACUUGUUUGGAUGCAUUGCUCUAGCCAUGGUGUUCGGCUGGAAGCUCACGCUUGUGGCGCUCCUGACAACUCUCCCAGUUGUUAUGGGAUCCAUGAUCUACCGGAUGCGGUACGAGAUGGCCCUCGACCAAAUGAACAAAGCCGUUUUUGCCGAGAGUGCUCGAUUCGCUUGCGAAAGCAUCGCGUCGAUCCGGACGGUCGUGAGCCUCACUCUGGAGGACAGCAUCUGCCAAAGAUAUGAGCAGAUGCUGCUAGAACACAUCAAGAAGGCUUUCCACAAGGCCACAGUGUCGGUGAUGUUGUUCUCGUUGAGCGAGAGUAUCACUUUGCUCUGCAUGGCCUUCGUGUUGUGGUAUGGCGGUCAGUUACUGGGUGACCACGAGUACUCCCCGUUCCAAUACAUGGUCGUCUAUAUCGCUGUACUGCAAGGCGGCACAAGCACAGGUCAAUGGCUCAGCCUGAGCCCCAAUAUCUCCAGUGCGACCAGGGCAGCUGAGCGUAUCCUGGCGAGCAGAGAAGACGACGAAGACUCGGGUUUUGACAACGAUAGCUGGGGCCUGGCCGUGGAGCACAGCAAGAAAACUGGAGUCGAUAUCGAGUUUCGUAAUGUCAGCUUCCAAUACCCUACACGCUCUGCCCAGAUCUUCAGUGAUCUCAGUCUGAAGAUCGGCAGAGGGCAAUUCGUGGCGAUCGUAGGACCAUCGGGAUCGGGGAAAACGACUGUGAUAUCGCUCAUCGAAAGAUUCUAUGCGCCACAACAAGGCCAGGUUCUACUCAAUGGCAUCGACAUUGCCAAUUUGAACCUGGAAAGUUACAGGCGGGGGAUCUCGCUGGUGGCUCAGGAACCCAGCCUAUUCAGCGGUACCAUUCGCGAGAACAUCACUCUGGGCGUACACAGCCGAGAGAAUGACCAUGACAGCAGCGCGGGUCUCAUAACCGACAAGGAGGUCCAUCAAGCUGCGCUCGCUGCCGGCAUCCACGACUUUAUUGUUUCUCUUCCCGACGGGUACGAGACCAAUAUUGGUACUGGAGGUCUUGCGUUGUCUGGCGGACAGAAGCAGCGCAUCUCCCUCGCGCGUGCGCUGAUCCGCCAGACUGGCUUGUUGCUUCUCGACGAGGCGACAAGUAGUCUCGACAGUGAAACUGAAGCGCGCGUUCAGGCGGCCCUGGCAGCAACCAAGGGUAGUCGGACCAUGGUCGUCGUGGCACAUCGACUGGCCACCGUUCAAGAUGCAGACGUGAUCUUUGUUCUCGGGUGUAAAGGCGAGGUCGUUGAGCAAGGCACUCACGCUCUUCUCCUUGCUAGGAGGGGAGUCUACUACAACAUGGUGAGACUCGUCAUUCUUAUUUUGUUUUUCUGUGUCCGCGUUUAUUCUGGUCCCUCGAGAUGCCCGCAUGCUCCACAUUUGAAAUGCUCGAUAUCACCUGCUCCUCACCAUAUCGUCUACAGAUGUUGUGAUACUGACCUGAUGAGCAGUGCCAAGUACAGACGUUGGAUCAGGAUCAGGGUUAAGUGGAGAGAUCUCAUUUCCGAGUUGGAGGCGUUCGGAUGA
Cryphonectria parasitica EP155 is the source of this 3909-nucleotide messenger RNA. RefSeq lists its product as uncharacterized. Gene Ontology annotation, biological process: transmembrane transport. The coding region runs from base 1 to 3909 and encodes 1302 amino acids. The transcript is spliced from 10 exons. Gene Ontology annotation, cellular component: membrane. Gene Ontology annotation, molecular function: ATP hydrolysis activity; ABC-type transporter activity; ATP binding. Lineage: Eukaryota; Fungi; Ascomycota; Sordariomycetes; Diaporthales; Cryphonectriaceae. The record is from RefSeq and is a predicted model, not a curated record.